Messenger RNA from Symbiodinium sp. CCMP2592, 2691 nucleotides. Lineage: Eukaryota; Dinophyceae; Suessiales; Symbiodiniaceae. The record is from the annotation of a GenBank genome assembly.
AUGGAGGCAUCAAUCGCAUGUGUGACCUACUCUUGGCUUUCUGUCCAACUGCAGGUGGCGCCUCUUGUCCACAGCUUUACGGGCUCGCUGCCAGAAGUCCUUCUGCAGAUCUGUCGUGCAGAGAAGCUGGAGGUGGACUUGGUUCGCUUGGCUCAGCUGCUGGCAGCGCGCUUUCUCAACGAGUGCCUCCAACUGCAGCGGGCCUCCAGCGAGAUGCGCUUCGCCUUGGAGGAAGCCACGGCCACCGAGCCCGGAGGAACGGAGACCACGGCGCCGCAGCUGCAAUCCCUGGAGCUCCCCAGGCUCCGCGCACGCUGCAAGGAGCUGGAGCGGGAGCUGGAGGAGCGCCGGGAGCGCAGCCCCGGGAGCGUGGAAGCCACUGGCACCCUGGACGAAGCGGAGGCGCUGCGCGCAGCCUUGAGCGGUGUGAGUCCGCGUGGGCCCGCCGGCAGCGGCGCUGAGUGCAGCCGCUGCCAGGCCCUGGAGGCCAAGCUCCGAGAGCAGGAAGAGAGGAUGCUGGAGCGACAGCUGGAGCCGGCGUCACACCCGGUGAAGGAAGCAACCCCUGCAGAUCCAGCACUCGCACGCCUCCUCGUGGGUGAGGCGCCGCCGGUGGUGCGGCGCCGUGCUGCUGUGGUGCUCCAGUCAGCCUGGCGGCGACGGGCCGCAGUGCUGCGCUUCGAACGCCACUUGGUGGGACUCGUCUUCCCGGCCAGGAAUGACGGGCGAAGGCUGGGUGGCACCGUCGGCUCUGUUCGGCUGGCACAGGCUCUCGCAGCACGGGUCUUCCGCGCGCUGCGGCGCCGAGGGCUGGACUUCGAGGCCGCCUUCCGCUGUGCCGACACAGGCUACGAAGACGGUGAUGAGCACCCUUCGGGACGCAUCCGUGUAGGUCAGUUUCUUCUUUUCCUCUGCCGCCAGCCGGGCCUCGCUCUGGCGCCUGCAGAGUCAGCGGCUCUGCUCCGGCUGCUGAAGCGCCGGGACCGCGGGAACCGCCGGGCCUCCGAUGCUUCCGAGAAAGCCGCGGCGACCGUUUCGGCUUCCACGGACCUGCAGGAGGCCUGGCGGUGGGAGAUGCCCUAUGACUUUGCGAGGCAGCUGCAGGCAGCGGCGUCGCGCGAGGUCGGUCCCGCUCCGGCCUGCGAGGCGCUGGAGGCCGUGGCGGAGCAGCUGCGCGGCCGGCGCUGCCGCUUCGCCUGGGGCAACGACCUUGCAGCAAGCUGGGAUCGACUGGUCCGAGACGCGGCGUUGCUGCAGCUGCUCGAGGAGCGGGAGCGAUUGCAGGCAGCCAUCGAGGACCGAAAAGGGGGUGCGACGGGCGCGGCAAGUGCGGCAAGUGCCAUGGCCUUUCUCAGCGGUGAGCUGGAGUGCCAGCUGGAAGAUUGCGAAAGUGACAUGAAGGCGGUGCUUUCAGGACCCCUAAGUCCUCCAGUCUCAGCUACGGCUUUCACGGCACGGCUGCUGCGGGAGCAGCUUCCGCUGGCCCCAGUCACGCUGCAUGCGGCUUCCCGGGCAGCCUUAGAUUCUGUCUCUGUCGGCAUUCGCCAGGGACAGGUCAUGGACGAUCUUCGGCAGCAGCAGGAGCUUAAAGGCAACCUGCUUGGCGGCUUCGUGCGCUUCCAGCAGCCGCUCUCGGCCAGUCCGAGCUUGAUCCACAUCACUGCGACACGUCCGGCGUGGACGCUGCGCUUGAAGGAGCUGUCGGAAAGAGGCAUGCUGGUCCAAAUCUCUCCUUUAUCACCUGCUGGCUGGAAGGAGGACCUCCAGCUCGCCUACUGCGCCGGGUCCGCGGAGGGGGUACAGCACAUCGGGCCCAGCAAGGGAAUCCGCAUGGUGCAGGUGCACUUCAUCCCCCGGCUCACGCGCACGCCGGAGCUGGUGGCUUUACAGACCUACAUCCGUCGGAGAAAGCCCGCGGCCGGCGGGGCCGCUCUUUCGGAUCGUCCCGCGCGGCCUGAGCCUGAGGCGGUGCUCUGCCAGCUGGGCGGCUUCGCAAUCGCUGCCAGUUUGCCUGGGGACGGCCUGUCCCUGCGCGCCGUUCGGACCGGCAAGGUCGUGGAGGAGACCUCGGCACGGGCCAGCUUGGGGCGAGGCAAGGUGACCUUAGCUCUUGCGGCUCCGACAGCUGUCGGCGAACUGGAAAUUAAGGCGCAGUGGGAGCCCACUGCCGAAACGGAGACGACAGAAGCCAAAGCCGAAGGGGAGAUGCAGGAAGUGCCGGAUUUUCUCUCGAUCAGUCGGGUGAAGGUGGCGAGGGCCAGCUUGCGUGGCUUCGCUGUGCUCUUGCACCGGGAUGCGCAGAUGCUCCAACUUUGGUACGAGGCCGUGUCCUCAGAUGCCACGACCUCCGCAAGAGCGCUGCAAGCCCUGGUGUCUUUGCCUUCGCCGGGCUCGGAAGAGAAAGACGAGGAGGCCCUGCGAAGCAAAGGUCUCCAAGCCUUGAGCUUGGAGACCCUUCCGGCCCUUCCCGAACCGAUGCCCUGGAGCACGCCAGAAACUCCGGCACGCAGCCGUGGCGGCGACGGCGGCUUCGGAGGCUUUACCACGUCCCAGAGUGGGCUGUCUUUGCCAGACUCCGAGGGAAUGAGCUCUCAUCAAAUGCCAGGCGAGGAUAGCCGCGGCCAGCGCCCGUCCCCAAGGCCUUUGAUGGUCGUGGAGCAGCCCAUGGCGCCCCAUGCCAAGAGGAGAUGA